Messenger RNA from Pteropus alecto (black flying fox), 1169 nucleotides. It is a transcript of the gene CLTB, whose product is annotated as clathrin light chain B. Bases 224 to 859 code for a protein of 211 amino acids. The transcript is spliced from 5 exons. NCBI's taxonomy places the organism in Eukaryota, Metazoa, Chordata, Mammalia, Chiroptera, Pteropodidae. Gene Ontology annotation, molecular function: magnesium ion binding; clathrin heavy chain binding; structural molecule activity. The record is from RefSeq and is a predicted model, not a curated record. Gene Ontology annotation, biological process: clathrin-dependent endocytosis; intracellular protein transport; clathrin coat assembly. Gene Ontology annotation, cellular component: postsynaptic endocytic zone cytoplasmic component; synaptic vesicle membrane; clathrin coat of trans-Golgi network vesicle.
UCACCGCAUUCCCGUCCCAGCUCCUCCCGCCCGCACCGCAGUGACAGGCGAGCCGGGCCCGGUGGCGAAGAGGAAGUGCGGGCCCGCUGCGCCGAGCCAGUCCCCGCCGAGGUCGGCUCCCUGGGCACUCCGGUGACAGUGUCGCGACCGCCGGGCGCAGUGCGGAGCACGCGCCGGUCAGAGCCGAGCGCCAGGCGGACGCUCCGGGAGACACGCGGGGAAAAUGGCUGAUGACUUUGGCUUCUUCUCGUCGUCGGAGAGCGGGGCCCCCGAGGCUGCCGAGGAGGACCCGGCGGCUGCCUUCCUGGCCCAGCAGGAGAGUGAGAUCGCGGGCAUAGAGAAUGACGAGGGCUUCGGGGCACCUGCCGGCGGCCAGGCGGCCCUCGCGCAGCCUGGACCCGCGAGUGGGGCUGGUCCUGAGGACAUGGGGACCACGAUCAAUGGAGAUGUGUUUCAGGAAGCUAAUGGCCCAGCUGACGGCUAUGCUGCCAUUGCACAGGCCGACCGGCUGACGCAGGAACCCGAGAGCAUCCGCAAAUGGAGAGAGGAGCAGAGGAAACGGCUGCAGGAGCUGGAUGCUGCCUCCAAGGUGACAGAACAGGAGUGGCGGGAGAAGGCCAAGAAGGACCUGGAGGAGUGGAACCAGCGCCAGAGUGAACAAGUUGAAAAGAACAAGAUCAACAACCGCGCAUCCGAGGAGGCUUUUGUGAAAGAAUCCAAGGAGGACACCCCGGGCACAGAGUGGGAGAAGGUGGCCCAGCUGUGCGACUUCAACCCCAAGAGCAGCAAGCAGUGCAAAGACGUGUCCCGCCUGCGUUCGGUGCUCAUGUCCCUGAAGCAGACGCCGCUGUCCCGCUAGGUGCCUGCCACAAGCAUGGCCACAGAGAGUGGGUCGGGCAGAGGUGGAGCACCUGCUUUGGGCAGGAGGGAAAUGCCUCCAGCAGCUGCUCCUUCUCCACACAGCCUGCUCCAUUCGACCCUGUCUCCCAGGGCUGGGAGUGGGACCCGCACCCGUCUCACCUCCGUUCCCUCCUGGCCCUACGGCCCAGCACCUCACACCUCAGUCCACAAAAUUGUGACUGUCUUUCUGAUGUAUUUUUGUCCUUGGCUUAAAGGGUGUGUUGUUAACUCUUUUACACUUAUUUAUCAUCAUUCUCAUUUCUCUGGAA